This is a messenger RNA of Labrus bergylta (ballan wrasse), 1460 nucleotides long. RefSeq names its product B2 bradykinin receptor. Gene Ontology annotation, cellular component: membrane; external side of plasma membrane. NCBI's taxonomy places the organism in Eukaryota, Metazoa, Chordata, Actinopteri, Labriformes, Labridae. Gene Ontology annotation, biological process: cell chemotaxis; calcium-mediated signaling; immune response. Gene Ontology annotation, molecular function: bradykinin receptor activity; C-C chemokine receptor activity; C-C chemokine binding. The record is from RefSeq and is a predicted model, not a curated record.
UGAGUGACGACAUAGUGAUGAUCUCUGGGUCUACACGUAUAAAAGUGAGCGCUCUCCCCCGGUGCUCACUGCAGCUGCGGAGACAUCACCAUGACGGUUAUCUGCUGGGAGCGAACAUGAAGAACAUCUGGAAUCAAAGAGCAGAGCAGCACUGAAAAGUUUCUCAUGAUGUUGAAUGCAUCCGACUGGCUGGUCCCAAGCGUGGACCCUGAGCUGGACCCCUGCAGUAACUACACGGCGGCCUGGCUGUGGCUGUCCUCCCUACAGCCUACCUACAUGGCUCUGAUCAGCGUGGUGGGGUUUGUGGGCAAUGGCCUGGUUCUCUGCGUGUUCUGCCUGCAAAGGAAACCCUGCAGCGUGGCCGACGUGUACUUGGGGAACCUUGCGGCAGCUGACCUGGUCAUGAUGUCCUGCCUCCCCUUCUGGGCUGUCACCAUCGCUCGUGGCUACCAGUGGGAGUUUGGCGAGGUCCUCUGUAAGCUUGUCAACGUGGUGAUCUCCAUGAACUACAUUUGCAGCGUUCUGUUCCUCGUGUUGGUCUGCGUGGACCGAUACUUGGCUCUGGUGAAGCCAAUGAGCUGCAGCCGUCUGAGGAGAGUCUCCUGGGCCAAGCGUCUCUGUGUGGGGAUCUGGAGUCUGGGCUUCCUCUUGACUUUCCCCACAAUGCUCUUUCGCACAGUGGCGUUUGUAGAAGAUGCAAAUGUGAACGCCUGCAUUCUGGACUACCCCCACCCUGCAUGGAGGCUGCACCACAACAUCACCAGGAACCUGCUGGGCUUCCUCAUACCCGUACUGGUGGUGACUUACUGCACUCGUCACAUUGUGGCAGCCCUGAGCGACCGCGGAGCAGGAGUACUCCCCGGGGUCAGGGCGGAGAGGAAGGCCACAGACCUGGUGCUGGCCGUGUGGGUCGUCUUCCUCUUCUGCUGGACGCCUCACCAGGUGAUGCGAUUUCUUGACACGAUCGAUUACUUCCAGUUGACCCCUGGAUGUCUCUGGGGUCACAUCCUGGACAUUGGCAUACAGCUGUCCACGUACCUUGCGUACAGCAACAGUGCUAUUAACCCCUUCCUGUUUGUAAUCGUCGGGAAGCAAUUCAGGAGACGAGCAGGAGAGGUGUUUGGAAAAACUUUGAAUCCCUGGUCAAAAGAAUCCACCUAUCUGACUGGGAGCUUCGCCUCAGUGAACAGGCUGAAUGAAAAACAGCGAAUCAGUAUCGAAACACUCGACAAAUCUGUGCUGAGACAAACUUUAUCUUGACAUAGAACUGUGGGGACUCUGUGGAAACUGUGAUUCAAACUUUAAACUGUGAUUAUUUAAUGAGAGGUCUAGAAUAUUUUCUUCCUGCAGUGAUAAACUCUAAAGCCUCCAGAAACCAAAAUGCAAAAGACAACAUCCGACUGUGAAAUUCAAGAUUUGAUGAACAUGAUAUUAAAAGUAAAAGCUUACUGUCAAUCCGA